AAAAAGGCACAGCUUUUUUAUAUUUUACAUGAACAAUAAAUGUGCUGCGGGGUUGUGCAAAGUUCAACUAUAGUUUUUUGUUUCACAAAAGUAUAACAAAACGGAAGAGAGCAAUCAUCAGACAUUAUUGCUCCUGGCGUAGGAGUGCGUGCGUAGAGCGGAGUGCAGUGUAGUGCUGUGUGGAUGCGCGCACAACAAAAUAUAAAUAAGAAGGAAGGCAGACUCCGCACAGCAGCCCAAGCCCCCAGCCGCCCCAUUCGUCGUCAAUGUCAGUGAAGUUGAUAAAAAGCGAAGUAAAAGGUCUUAAUUGCUGCUGCAGUCAAUAAAUCAUCAAACGAAAAUAUGGAAGCAUCUCAGGAAUCCAGUGCGUAAAAUUAGAAUCACAGGCAGGGCAGCGGAAGAUACAAAAUAGCCAGAGAAGCAUACACACGUAUAAAUACACACAUCACAUCGUAAACUCGCUCCAGAACGAUGGAGAGCGAGCUCCCAGUGCUCCCCACUUCCUGCACAACAUAUGCCAGAGUCGGGAACAACAAGACAUGCUCCUGGGGAUGCUGUGGAGGCGCCCACAGAGAGUAGUCGCCAGCGCUAACUCCCAUACACUCUCUACUCGGUCUCUCUCUUUCGUUUGCGCUCUCGCGAUGAUAUGAGCACCCCGAUGGAAUGGUAUUUCCUAUAGUUAUACCGCUACAACGAGCCACAGCCACUUCGGCGUUUAUUUCGAUUCGGACCGUUAGCGCAGUCGGGUCGUCGUUCGUUGGCUCGUCACCAGAGUUCCUGUUUUGCGUGUUUCGGUCGUGUGCAUCGUAUUGAAAUUCGAACGCUAUAAAGCUGGGAGCAUGAUAUUACGAAUCCAGAUGCGGGAUAGAGUAUUAAUUGCUACUGCAAGAACGAGAACAAGUGCAUAAAGAUACCUGAACUGGACGUGUGUGAUUUCAAAACAACAACAACAACAAAAACAACGUAGAUGGGAUGAUUUUGAUGUUGGAGUGAUAUUGUGCAAGGAGGCAAGACACCAACGGGAUGUUCGCCCGUUGUCUGUGUGUGUCUGUGUGCGAGUGCCGAGUUUAAUGAAUGUGCAGAUAGCACAUGUGUAUGUGAGGGCUGAUGAAAAAUAUGAAAUACUGACGUCCUGGGGACAACGUACGCAGGCCUAACAAACAAAAAACUAAGAGACUAAAGUGAAAGGCGAUAAGGUUACAGAUGUCCUGAGCACACACAAGGUACGCCCGGCUCGCAAGGAAACGAUAGGACACUCAGGGAGGGGACAGGACAGAACAGAACGGGACGGGACGGGACAGGAUUGUAACUGGAUCCGGAUACAUGCGCGCCUCCAAGAAGGCCCGCUCCUUUGGUCGCCCUGCAGCUCACAACCACCAGCCACCAGCAGCAGCCACGAAAGGACGACAACGUAUCCCAUUUACCACGUCAACAAUGCAAGUGUGCAGCUAAUGCUAAUGCCUGCAGCUAUCUCACCAAAGCAGAAGCAGAAGCAGCAACAGCAACAGCAACAGCCACAACUACUGCCACAGAGGCCUGGGCAGGUGCAACAGUCGCACAGGAAACGCAGGACAAAGGCAACCUGUGCGUGGCACUCAGGGAAACGUACAAACUGACAGCGAAGCAGCGAAACCUAAGCAGCGAGCAUGACGUCGUCGUCGGUGAUUAAUAAAGCCGGAAAUGUGAUUAUACUCAUAGUGAACCUUCAGCUAGCAUGGCUAGUGUUGGCCGUGGCAGGCAGGGAGCUGCCACAGGUGGACUACGGCAGCAUGUCCGACUCCAUGGAGGAAGCUGGCAUCGACCCACUGACUGCCUUGGCGCCCUUCGCCAAUGCACUGGUCACCGAGGACAGUGCCCCACAGAGAACCAAUAUUGAGUUGCUCAGCAAUAGCAGCGAGGACGAGAAUGGCCGGAUGGGACUGGGCUCCGCCUCGGCAGGGGCUGGAGGCACGCUCCUGGAGGAGUUCAACGGCGGCAAACUCAGUGCCGCCGAAGGCAGCAAUACGCUGCCCAUUUUCCUCAGCGAGCCGGAGAGCGUGUUUGUGGUGAAGAAUCGGCCGGCCAUACUCAAGUGCAAGGCCUCCCACUCACUGCAGGUGAUCUUCAAGUGCAGUGGCAGCUCCCAGCCGCCGCCAUCGACGCACGACAAGCACGUGGAUCCACACACGGGCGUUCACAUGGAAGAGGUCACGGCCACCAUUCACCGCGAUCUGGUGGACGAGUACUUUGGCAAGGGGCCGUUCAAGUGCGAGUGCCACGCUUGGUCGUCCCGUGGCGUGGUCAAGAGUCAGGCCGCCACGGUGCAUAUUGCAUAUAUACGCAAGACCUUCGGCCAGUCGCCCACCUCGCUGCGCCUCGAGCUGGGUAGUCGGGCGGAACUGCACUGUGAGCCACCCGGCGGCUUUCCGGAGCCAAAGCUCUCCUGGUACAAGAGCAACGCGGCAAUAACCUCCGACAGCGAGCCGGGGCUGGCCGUGGCUGGCGGCACACUGACCUUCCGCCCGGUGGCGCUGCAACACAUGGCCAAUUACAGCUGCAGUGCGGAGAAUAUUGCGGGAAAGCGGGUCUCCGACUCCGCUGUGCUGAUUGUCUAUGUGAAUGGAGGCUGGAGCACCUGGAGCCCCUGGCGCGAGUGCAAGUGCGCGGGCAAGCCGAGCCAGGGACGUAAGCGGUCGCGCACUUGCACCAAUCCAAUGCCCUUAAAUGGGGGCGCCCAGUGUCCAGGGCCACAGAUACAGAAAUCUGCGGACUGCGCUGCCUGUCCAGAGGAUACUCAAAUCGUGAGCACUGAUGGAUUUGACAUUUCGUCGAGUAAGCGCAUGGCCCGUUGGUCCGCGUGGAGCGACUGGAGCAUCUGCUCCGCGGAGUGUAUACAAGUGCGUCGCAGAAAGUGCCUGACGCAGACAUCUGACGCCGAUGAAGCCGGGGAUCUACUGCUGACUGGAGUGGGCGUGGGCAUGGCGGCCCUCAGCAGCAUCAGCGGAAGCGCAGCCCUGCUGGAUGCUACUGCGACUGAUGGUGGCUCAGGAUAUGGCAAAUCAUUGUGCGCCGGAAAAGACACACAAACGGCCGAGUGCCGUGGCGAGCAGUGUCAUAUUGGCAAGGAUGAUUUCGAUUGGACACUUUAUCUGGGACUGGCCUUCAUAACCGCCGUUUGCUUUGCCUUCGGCGCUGCUCUCAUUUGCUGCGCCCGUCGCGGAAUGCGCGCCAAUCCCCACUACAACAUGGCCCGCUCAGUCAUGGAUGCGGAUUAUAUGCCCGGCGUUGUGGAGAAAAAGGAGAUGCGAAUGCACAUCGAGGCCAGCAAUUUGGGAUAUGAUUAUGUCAAUCCUGGACAUCGUUAUAUGCCCGGCGAGCAUAUUGUGGGCAUGGGCAUGGGCAUGGGCUGCGGCGGUGCAACAGAGCAUCACUACGAUGUACCCAACCUGGCGGCCAACUACACCAAUCCCAUUGACGAUCUGAGUGCGGACUAUUUGUCAGAAACGGGCGAGUCAUCCACUGCCGAUACAUCCAAUUCCACCUUCGAUAUGAACGCCAAGCUGUCCAUACUGAAUGCCUCGAAAAGCAGCAGCUACGAGCUGCUGGGCAGCACUGGCGGACAGCUGCGCCUGUACGGCGGGGAGCUGCUGCUCUUUGUGCCGGAGCAUGCGAUUGGCAAGAGCCUGAAGAAGCACGUCUCGCUGCAGCUGCUGAGCGAUGAGUGCAGCCGCGUGUCCUGUGCCACCGAGAGUUCCAUAUUGUGCAGCAGCGUGGUGCACAGUGCUCCGCGCAACUAUAGCUUUGUGAAGCCGGUGAUCCUGAAAAUACCGCACUGCCUGGUGGCUCCGGAGCAGUGGCAUGUGCACAUCUACCACGCAGACAGUGAGCACGACGAGCUGAACGUAAGCUGGCGGCGAGCUGUGUCAGUGGGCGAAGAGACCAUCAACACGCCCAUGUUCGUGCAGCUGGAGACGACGCAUGUGUACAUCAUGACGGAGCAACUGGGGCAUUUCGCCAUCGUGGCCGAGCCGCGCAUUCAGCAGCCGGCCAUCAAGAUGAAGUUGCUGGCCUUCAGCCAGCACACGCCGCCCAGCAGUGGCAACUGCAGUCUGCGCAUCUACGUGGUCAAGGACUUGCCCAACAGCAGGGACAUCUGUGCUAGUGUGGAGUGCAAGCUGGGCGGCAGCUUUCUGGGCGAGAGUCAGGUGUUUGCGUUCGAGCUGAACAGCCGCAAUCUGAACAUUCGCGUACGGUGCGCGGAAAUGGAGGCAGCCGCGCCCUAUGAGCAUGCCAUUCCCUACCAUCACAUCCUGAGCAACAACUCCAUACUGCACUGCGAGUUCAGCCUGCGACGGCAGGACCAGAGUACGCUGUGCGUGGACUUCGGCCAAGGUGGCAAGGAUGACUCGGACUACUGUACAUUCAACAUUCCAGCCCACUCGGUGAGCGGCUCUGCGGAAGAGCUGGCCUCCACCACAAACACAACGAUUUCCAUAGAUCGCCAGGGCAACUAUGUGAACGAGAGUUGCGUGAUGGACUUUGUCCAGCUGCCGCAUGUGACGAAGCGCCUGAUCUGUGCCGCGCUCGAUCCGCCGCGCGCCGACGAGCGCGACUGGCGUCUGCUGGCGAAGAAGCUGAACACGGAUCGGUAUAUUGCCUACUUUGCCACCAAGCCCUCGCCCACCGAGCAGAUACUCAAUCUGUGGGAGUGUCGAGCCAACAGCUGCGCCACCAACAGUUCCACCUCAGUUUCCCAUACGAUAAUGGCGCUCCUGCUGACGUUGAAGGAAAUGGGGCGACAGGACGUGCUGGACAUUAUUGUGGAAACGAUUGGUCCGCUGUGGAUCUAAAAACGCAUCGAAAGGAAUGCGACCAACUAGACGAUGGCACAAACUCUUCCUUAUUUCGCCAGGUUUCUCAACGAGAUUAACACACAAGAACUGAAUCGAAACGAAACGAAACGAACUAUCUAUGUAUCUGCAAUGUUUGUUAAUAUGAAAUCACUGUGAAUCGAAUGGUGAGGGGUAGGGGGAGCGUUCUGUUGAAAACAAAAAAAAAAAUGUUCAUGAGUUGCCUUUUAUUUAAAAAAUGUACGAACGAAGCAAACAAAACGAAAUCAGAAAACAUGAAUCGAAAUUAAUAAAUACUGAAUCAAAGUGUAGCUGUAGUCAUAGUCAUAGUCAUAGUUAUAGUUAUAUAGUAGUCACUAAGUUACGAGUAUUGUAGUGUUGUAUUUAUUCUAAGGUAACUGCUCAACGAACUCUGUUCCCCACGGGUGCCAUGCAUUUACAUACAUACAUACAUACAUACAUAUAUACACACAUGAAUAUAUACUAAAAGAUGAAAAUAUAUUGUAGAGAUAAAUUACUUGUGGCUUAGCAAACUUAUAGUUUUAAACAUAAACUCUAGUAUUACGAUGAAAACUAUGUACGAUAGCAACUGUAAGAUAUAUACACAUAUAUACAUAUAUGGCAGUAACGACUAAACUGAUGGCCAUUCAGGAGACAUUCAGGGUCUGGCCCUAUCCGUAUAUAUAGACAGCCUCCCAUAUGAAUUGAUGAAUGUUGGGAGUUGUGAACUGUUUGCCAAAUCGUUGAUUUUCUCAGCCUGCUCGAUUAACGUAUAGUCACUAUUGGAUGAACAGAAUUAAGUAAUCAAAACGAAGCCAUAACAUACAUUUACCUACGCAUAUAUAGCGAGUAUAUAUACAUUUAUAUAUAGAAACAAAACGAGUAGUUUGUUAGACAUGCUCAAGUGAUAACCAUUGUAUUUGUCUUUAGCUAUAAGUCCUGUCGAUCCUGUCGUUUAAUCGUUAAUCAAGUAAACAUUAACUGAACAUUUACGUAUUGUAUACCUAGUGGCUCAAAAAAAAAGUUAGAUAAAAA
Messenger RNA from Drosophila obscura, 5864 nucleotides. RefSeq names its product netrin receptor unc-5 (gene unc-5). Gene Ontology annotation, cellular component: membrane. Gene Ontology annotation, molecular function: protein binding; netrin receptor activity. Lineage: Eukaryota; Metazoa; Arthropoda; Insecta; Diptera; Drosophilidae. Bases 1647 to 4829 code for a protein of 1060 amino acids. Gene Ontology annotation, biological process: netrin-activated signaling pathway; motor neuron axon guidance. The transcript has 10 exons. The record is from RefSeq and is a predicted model, not a curated record.